Clarias gariepinus (North African catfish) is the source of this 2551-nucleotide messenger RNA. RefSeq names its product chemokine (C-X-C motif) receptor 3, tandem duplicate 2 (gene cxcr3.2). The transcript has 2 exons. Gene Ontology annotation, molecular function: chemokine receptor activity. Lineage: Eukaryota; Metazoa; Chordata; Actinopteri; Siluriformes; Clariidae. Gene Ontology annotation, biological process: chemotaxis; G protein-coupled receptor signaling pathway; immune response. Gene Ontology annotation, cellular component: membrane. The record is from RefSeq and is a predicted model, not a curated record. The coding region runs from base 61 to 1194 and encodes 377 amino acids.
GGCAGAAGAGACAGUGAAACCACUUUUGGCACAUUUGAAUGUCGAGUCCUCUCGGUAACAAUGGAAACUACAGAUUUGGUGACAACAGUAUCACUUAGUUAUCCAUCUUUUCCUGAUUAUUCGGAAGAUGACGAGGAUUAUGGGGAUUCCUCACCCUGUGACCUGACAGAGACAUGGCGCUUUACUCGUCUGUUUGCCCCAACAGCCUACAUCAUAGUCUUCAUCCUAGCUGUUCUGGGAAAUGUGCUAGUGCUGUUUGUGAUCCGCCGCUAUCGUCGGUCUCACAGUCCCUGCUCCUUCUCUCUGACCGACACAUUCCUGCUUCACCUCGCCAUCUCAGACCUUCUUCUAGCUUUGACGCUGCCCUUCUUUGCAGGCCAGUGGAUUAAUGGGUGGGUGUUCGGCAUAGGAAUAUGUAAAGUGGCAGGUGCACUCUUUUCCCUGAAUGUCUACUGCGGUGUGCUCUUCCUUGCCUGCAUCAGCUUCGAUCGCUACUUGGCCAUUGUCCAUGCUGUCCACACCAGCUGGAGGCACAAUACAUGCCUGGCUCAGUUAGCCUGUACAGUGAUCUGGAUCUGCUGCAUAGGUCUUGCUGUCAUUGACAUACACUUCCGAAAUGUGGUGUCGCUACCUGGCUAUGAGAAGGAUGUAUGCCUUUUAGAUUUCAACAGUAAAGAUUCUGAAAAAUGGCAUCUUAGCCUGCAGCUCGUCAGCCUGGUGUUAGGGUUUGGCCUCCCACUACUGGUAAUGCUCUACUGCUACUUGCACAUUUUUCACUCACUGUGCCGCACAAGCUCACGCAGGCAGAAGCGACGCUCUCUCAGGCUCAUCAUCUCCCUAGUGGCUGUGUUUGUGAUUUGCUGGGCACCAUACAAUAUCUUCAAGAUGGUUGACAGCCUAAGCCGACUGAACAUAGUGACCCCCAGCUGCACGCUGAACUACGUGCUUGAUAUCAGCAUCCUAGUGACAGAGACCUUGGGACUUUCUCACAGUGCCUUCAACCCACUACUAUAUGGAUUUGUGGGUGUCAAAUUCCGUCGUGAACUUUUCAAGAUGUUUAAGACAGUUCUGAGAUCUGUUAGGUGCCUUGGGAUGACCGAAAGGGUCCACAGUCAAGGAAUAAGUCGCAGGCCAACAGGCUCUUUCAGCUCUGCAGAGAGUGAUAACACCUCAUACUUCUCAGUUGUGGCAUAAGUGAUGUGAUUGCUGAGUUGGUGUUUUUUGGUUUGCUUGUUUGUUUGUGGUACAUGAUCUUUGUAAAAACUAAAUUUAUUUUUAUGAUUGUUUUUUCAAUAUUAUACUGCAUUUUGUUUGUUACAUAAGCUCCGCAUUUUACACCUUUUAAACUGUUUAAUUAACUUUUUCUCUUUUCUUCCUAUAUUAAAAAAAAGAAAGAAUAUAUUUUAUAUUUUACUGAUUAAAUGUGUUGGUUAUGCGUAAAUACCACUGCUAAAAAAUGUGCUCUUAAGCAGGAAGUGAAACUAUUGUAAGACUCUCAUAUUUAGUUUCUCUCAUCUCCCUUCUUCUAUUGUUUUCCCCCCAAGAAAAUUUCCAAGCAAAUUAUCAAGAAGUUUUAUCAUCAGUUCCGUUAAGGUUUUUUUUAUUUUUUAUUUGUUUGUUUGUUUUUGUUAUUUUGUUUAGGAUUUUUUGUUUGUUUCUUUCUUUCUUUUUUUAUGAAAAGGUGCUUUUACAUUUUACUGGUGCAGCCAAACAAAUGGCUUUUCAAAAAAUUACAUUAGCAAUUUAUUCGGGGAAAAACAUUAUUAUAUUAACUGCAUUAAUGCACAGUUUGAAAUGGGUUUGAAAUAUGGGUUCUGGUGGCAUUUUACUUUUAUAAAAAAAAUUCAUCAUUAGAUCGUAGUAUACAUCAUAUCCUUGAAUGGUUAUGUUUCUGUUGUUUCACUGUUUUCUUCACUCCCUACCUGCUUUGAUGCUAAAUAUGUAUUUUAUAUCUGUUUUCAGCAAUCUUUUGAUUUUAAUUGGUUAUUAGAGAAACAGAAAAAAAGGAAAUUUGAUUGUAAGAGGUGUAGUGGACUGACAAAUGCUGAGCUUGGUGUGGAAGUUCUGUGCCUGUUCUCAUAUCUCCUUGGGUGUCUUUGGGUAAUUACUGCAACAUGUCAGUAGGUGGCUCAGCUAUCCCUUAAGUGCUGCCUCACAUUCAGUGCUCCCUGCAUAGUCUCUGGAUCUACUGCAACCUUGACCAGAAUAAAGCAGAACAACAAUCUAAAGCAUAUUUCUAAGCUAUGCAAAAACAUUUUUAAACAACCUGUUACUCCAAUAAGUACUCUAAUAUUGUUCUUGAUGGACUGGUUGGCAUAACUUCCAGAUCUUAGUCCUAUUGAGCCUUUGUGGAAUAAGCUUAACUAUAAAGGCAGAAAUAAACUGCUCUAUAAACCAGUCAUAAUCUUUGAAAGAUCAAUAAAAGGUGUAUGUUGAACUUUUUAGAAUGUCUAAUAUUUGACAAGCCUUAAUUGUAGCAAAUGGAGUAUUUUUUGAUGAAUGUAAAGUAUGAUUUGAACAGUUACAUUAAAUAAACAGAAUUUGGCAUAAC